AUGGAGAGCGUAAUGGAACGCGAUGAUUCAUCGGUGGAUGUGGUCACUCUCGAAACACCGAACCUAGCCAAUAUGGUAUCUGCAAAUUCUGCAUCUUUACCUGGUGACUUUCCAUCAACUGCUGAAUUAAUGCAGAAAUGCUUAGCCGUGAAUCCAUUCGAGCUGAAGUUUCGUGAAGCGAAUCGUCAGUUUAGUCAAGGAAAUCAGGAACUCUUAGAGCAGAAUGGAUUAGUGCCUGCAACCCUGUCGCUACCAACAUCUCAAGGUAUCACUUUGCUGAAGUUACCCACUUCUCUAGCUCUAGAGCAUUCACCGGGUAUCUUUUCCAACAUCAACUUUCCAUCUGCAGAUCUCGACGGCGAAAACUAUGAUUUUGCACGUCUCUUGCAACACAUGAAAGAUAACGGAGGUUUAUCAACGCAGAGUUCACGAAUUGAUAAUGACGCGACGACGUCGAGUGGUCAAGCACCUCGAACUGCAGACGUGCUGAAUGCAGUUCUCGAUAUGCAUUCGGAUAGACUGAGUAGCUUCAAUUAUCUCGGUUCUGGUGGCAAUACCACUUCGUCACCUCUUGUUAGUUGCUCUUUUCUUUCGAAACCAACCAUACACGGUGCCACACCGGGCGGCACGAUUCCAUCGACAGCCGCAAUAGCAGCAUCGUUGGCCAGUGCAGCUGCGUCGGUAUCAGUGCCAACGACCAGUAGUAGUCUUAUCAACAGUAGUAGUAGUAAUGUCUUAGAUGGCAACGUAAGUGCUAUACCGUCGGUGUUGUUAAGUCCGUCGUGUUCAUCAACGAACAGCUCAUCGUCCGUAUCGUCUUCAUCAUGUGUAGCUGCUUCUGCGACAGCUCAGUCCACUGCUGUAUCUCAAGCCCAAUCCGCCUCGUCGUCCACAUCCAGUAACUGCAUCACAGCGCCGAUUCCCUCCCUGCAACCAUUGAUUACCACCAACUCAAUGAUAGGUUUAUCGCAACUCCCUGCAGCCGUUCCCGUGACCAAUGCAGCACUGUCGACUGCAAGUGCAUUGACAACACUAAGCUCGUCAGCAACAUUACUGGCUGCAGCUGCAUGCAGUUCUGCUGGUUUAUCGUCGUCUACCACCCAGCCACUCUCCAUCAAUGUGUCAUCACCUUCGUCCGCUACACAUCACCACCAUCCGAUGCAGGCACGAACGGUGUCUGUCUCACUGAAUGAUCAACAGCAAUACUUUGAUCACGAAGAGGUAUAUCCAAACGCGCAGCAACAAGAUGCAGUGCAAAAGGUAAUUAACGAACAGCAAUCGUCACAAGGACCGAGGAGCGUUGAAAGUGAAGUGUCAAUUCCGUCGACAAGUCGGAGCGGUGGACGAGGUCGGGGUCGAACCUCAUUGACUGCUGAUCUGCCACCCGAUGAGCGCAGAGUGACAAUUCUGGAGAGGAAUAAGGCGGCAGCAGUUCGCUAUCGAAAACGAAAGAAGGAAGAACAUGACGAAAUGAUCACAAGAGUGCAAAUGCUUGAACAGGAGAAAAAUGCUUUAACGACCCAAAAUCAAGUGCUGAGACGUGAGCUGGAAAGAGUGACAGCGCUGCUGAAAGCAUACGAGUCCAGGUGUGUUUGCCGAUUAACGAACAUGAAUGAGGUAUCAUUACGAUCCGAUUCACCGGUCGUUGACGUUGAUGUAUUAUCGUCCCCAAAUAACAAUAGUAAUAAUAAUAACGGUGCGGCAGCCACAUAUCUUGCACAACAACCAAUCGUUAAUGCACUUCACGUGAAGAAAUUAUCGAAAUGA
Molecule: messenger RNA, 1767 nt
Organism: Anisakis simplex (herring worm)
Lineage: Eukaryota; Metazoa; Nematoda; Chromadorea; Rhabditida; Anisakidae
Source: the annotation of a GenBank genome assembly